AUUACGGAGUAAUUGUCCCUCUACACGAUCGAGCAGUCACAAGGGCUCGCUGGAGAUUGUCCAGGCGCAACAUCGAGGCUUCCGGGUCCAGAUAUCUCUCCAAGAUCCGAUCCGAUCGGGAACGCUGCGGCGACGAAACGGAGAGAAGAGAGAGGCCCGGCCUUUCGCCCCGCGCAACAGGUUCAGAAUUGGCCGCUUCAGUAGAGUGCAAGGCAGAUCUGAGCAAUCAGGAAUAGCACCGAGAUGACCUCUCCGUCGCAAUCGCACAUUUCCUCGUCGACGUCAUCAGCGUCUCCUUUCUCAAGGCAGCGUCCUACACAAGCUCCUAUGCCCGCUCCUGGUAGCAACAGCUUCACACCAGCCUACAAUCCAUUGUCGAGUCCUUGCUUUGUGCACUCGCACCUCGACAGCGCCGUCUCUGGCUCAGCUCGAAGAGGAGGCUAUCACAACGAGGUGCACCUCAAUUCGUCUUCUGCCAUGACACUAGGAGGUGCAGCUUCGAGCGCCUACUUUGAUGGAGAGCAUGGUAUGCAGUCUCGUCUGGAGGGGCCAUCAGAUGGACGAGACCUUGCCGAUGGGUUGGCAAUGAAUUCGACACCUGCGACCACGACAGGAAGCAACGGCACAGCAAACCUUCUGCGGCAACGUAAUCAUCGGCCCGAGCCAAGGCAUCGAGGCGCACAAGGCGCAGUCGAGCCCGAGAGCGGAAGCGAAGAGGGUAGCGACGCAAGCACCAGUCGAGACGAGAGCGCAUACAGCGAGGGUGAUGACGAAGACGAGGACCACGUACGGAGCUUAACCAGGCAGCUCGCAGAGACGGCGGUAGGAGUGAGAGAGAUGAGCAAGCAGCUAGGACGAGCAAGGGUCAAGUCGACAAUCAACACAGUUCUCAUUAUCACGAAAGCAAGGGACAACCACUUGAUCAAGCUAACACGGGAGCUUGCAAUCUGGCUCAUGGACACGCCAAGGAACGGUCGUGAAACUGGCUUGGUUGUUUAUGUCGACUCGCAGCUACGUCAAUCAAAGCGCUUUGACGCCGAUGGCAUUCGCAAAGAGUACCCUCAUCUCUUCAUCCCGCAAUCAGCCCGCUCUUCCCACCACAACCACCAUCACAGCCACUCUCCCUCGGCCGACUCAUCGAACAGCUCUCGGACAGGUAGCAUGUCGCAUGGCAGGGACGAAGGGCAGCUCCGAUACUGGACGAGCGACAUGUGCAGCCGAUCGCCCCAUCUCUUUGACUUUGUCGUCACUCUUGGCGGAGAUGGAACUGUGCUCUUUUGCUCGUGGCUCUUCCAGCGCAUUGUCCCUCCCGUGAUGCCAUUUGCGCUGGGUUCACUGGGCUUUCUUACCAAUUUCGAGUUCAAUGCCUACAAAAAAGUCAUGAAGUCAGCCCUCGACACUGGAAUUCGGGUCAACCUGCGAAUGCGCUUCACGGCCACCGUAUACCGAGCCACGCUUCCCAGCUCUCAGACGGCCGAUCGGAAGAGACGAAGGGCGAUCAGGUCCGGCAAGACGGGCGAAAUCAUCAUGCGCAACAUCCAGGAGGGAGGUUGGAACAGGAUAGAGACGCCGAUCCCAGACGGCGAGGAUCUGAGGGGCGCAUUCACCGAGGGUGGUGCGCAAGAGGCUGAUCCUACGUCGGCGAGGUCGGCCAGCGCCGAGCACCCUGCAGGUCAUGUUGACGAUGUCGGGCUACCUGACUGUGAUGCGGAGCCAUCUACAGCGGCAAGAUCAAAACCGAAGAGCAAGAAGGACAAGGAGGUCAUGUGCUUCAGCACCAAACCAGUCGAGACGUUUGAAGUUCUCAACGACCUUGUCGUCGAUCGAGGACCGAGUCCUUACGUUUCGCUUCUGGAGGUGUUUGGAGAUGAGCAUCACAUGACAACAGCCCAGGCGGACGGUUUGUGCAUUUCAACUCCGACCGGCUCAACAGCCUACUCGCUCUCUGCUGGUGGCUCCUUGGUGCAUCCAGAAAUCCCAGCAAUCCUCAUCACGCCGAUUUGCCCGCACACCCUCUCGUUCCGACCGAUGUUACUGCCGGACAGCAUGGAGCUCCGCAUCGCAGUCCCUUACAACUCCCGCAGCACAGCCUGGGCCAGCUUUGAUGGACGGGGUCGUGUGGAGCUCAAACAGGGCGACCACAUCAAGGUCACCGCAUCGCGCUAUCCUUUCCCGACGGUCUGCAACGAAAAUCAGUCGAAUGACUGGUUCGAAUCAAUCUCCAGGACGCUGAAGUGGAACGAACGUCAACGACAGAAGAGCUUCGUCGUAGUUGAAGAGGGCGAGGACGACGAGACGGAUAGAAAAAAGGAUAGGGCCAAAAAUGCCAGCAAGAAGAUCGAGGCAAUGCAAAGGGAGAAACGGGAGGCCUUGGAAAAGAGGCCCAAGGAUGAUGGCUCAGCACAAGUUCAGGACGGAAAGCAGCGCGCCGAGCUGGGUCUUGAUGGCGAUGACGACGACGAGGUUGACGAGGAGGAAGAUGAGGAAGAAGAAGAAGAAGAGACGUUCGACAUCGACGACACGAGCGCUGCAGCAACGAGGGCAAGCAGUCCUAUGCAGAGAGCCUCAUCGUCUGGCAGUCGUCGAUCCUCACAGAGCCACGAUCCUGGAAACAGCCGCCUGCGGACGUCGUCGAGCCAAGGCGCUUUGCCCAAUCUUUCUCGAUUGCAUCCCUUGACCAGUACGAAGGAUCGGGGAACUGAAAAGAGACGAGAAUCGCAAAGAAAUGAGUCCGAAUCUUCCACGCCUUCGUCGGCAGGGACAGGAAAGUUCGUGCCGUACCAGCAUGGCGUCAUUCAACCUUCGACAGGUCGCUCGAUCUUGGAUAGCCCUGAUCGCUUUGGCCUUCCAGGACCGCCCAAUCCUCCGAGAGCUAUUAGCGAGCGACAUUUGGCCACGGCGGACUUCAGACUCGAUGACGAGGACGAGCCUUCCAUGCUUCCUCCGCCUGAGCAGCUAGCGAAGAACAAUAAAUCCUCAGCAGAAGGAGAGAGGCGAAUGGAUGGGUCAGCCCCUUUCUCUCCUUCCUCGACCAGCAUUUCCGUAGCACGAGAGCCUCUCUCAGCCGCCGCUGCAGCGGUCCAGGGCGCUACGGAAGCCCUCAAGGCUCGUCAAGUAUCUCCAGCAGAACAUACUGGCUCUUCAUCGACCCUGUCUCCAUCCCAGACAACGACGACGUCGUCAAGAGAGAGGUCGUCGAGCAGCAGGAGAAGGCCCAGAAGCAAGAGCCUGCGACUCAAGAGCAGCGACAAUGCAAGCAACGCCGUCAACUUGAACGGCAUCGAAGAAAGCGCCACAUCCGGCAGCAGUGGCGGGACAGCGCUUGUCGUAUACGGCCAGGACGAGAGCGACUCUGACUCGACUGCCGAGGGAUGACGCUGAAUCUGCCCCUGUUUGGCUUCUCUAUCUUCUUAGCAUCUCUCUUAUCGGCCCAAAUGAAAAUGCAAUUGAGUUGUGCACUUUCUACGGCUCAUGCUCGUUACCACAACGCUCGCCUCUCGCUCCUAAGCUCCCUGCUCAAGCGCUUGUUC
Molecule: messenger RNA, 3530 nt
Organism: Acaromyces ingoldii
Lineage: Eukaryota; Fungi; Basidiomycota; Exobasidiomycetes; Exobasidiales; Cryptobasidiaceae
Product: ATP-NAD kinase
Exons: 4
Coding region: 244-3375 (1043 amino acids)
Biological process (GO): NADP+ biosynthetic process; NAD+ metabolic process
Molecular function (GO): NAD+ kinase activity
Source: RefSeq, a predicted model, not a curated record